AUGGAUUGGAGAACGAAAGGAGCCGUUACUCCAGUUAAGGAUCAAGGUCCUUGUGGAAGCUGUUGGGCAUUUUCAACAAUUGCUGCUACUGAAGGAAUUACUGAAAUUACCACCGGGAAACUGAUCUCACUAUCGGAACAAGAGCUGAUGGAUUGUGACAAGAACAGUGAAGACCACGGAUGUGAAGGAGGAUACAUGGUCAAUGGGUUUGAGUUUAUUGUUGAAAACAAAGGCAUAAACACGGAGGCAGCAUACCCUUACCAAGGAGCAGAUGGAACUUGCAACACUACAGAGGAAGCUGUUCAUGCAGCCACAAUUAGCGGAUAUGAGAAUGUACCUACCAACAAUGAGUCAGCCCUGUUUCAGGCAGUGGCUAUGCAGCCUGUUUCCGUUGCUGUUGAUGCUUCGGAAUUCCAGUUUUAUUCUGGUGGUGUUUUUAAUGGAACAUGUGGUACUGAAUUAGACCAUGGGGUUACAGCCGUUGGGUAUGGGACCACUGAUGAUGGUAUGAAAUACUGGCUCGUGAAAAACUCAUGGGGAACGAGUUGGGGUGAAGAGGGAUACAUCAGGAUGCAGAGGGACGUUGAAGCUAAGGAAGGGAUAUGUGGUAUUGCUAUGAUGGCUUCUUAUCCAACUGCCUGAUAUACGUCUUAUAUGAAUGAUUUUGGAUUUAUGUAAUAUCUAUAUCUUAAUCAUCUUGUCCAUAUUUUGUGACUUGUAACAUGAAAAUUCAGAAAAUUGCAUAGUACGAUAGUAUCUGAUACACUUAUCUGUAAUCUAUGUAUAAAGAAACUGAACUGUAUACAUGGUCUUCUUUUAUUUAUCAGAAAAAUAUUUGU
Molecule: messenger RNA, 839 nt
Organism: Erigeron canadensis
Lineage: Eukaryota; Viridiplantae; Streptophyta; Magnoliopsida; Asterales; Asteraceae
Product: senescence-specific cysteine protease SAG39-like
Exons: 2
Coding region: 1-642 (213 amino acids)
Cellular component (GO): lysosome
Molecular function (GO): cysteine-type endopeptidase activity
Source: RefSeq, a predicted model, not a curated record